AAUUUUUGGGCUUUAAAUCGAUUGUGCAGUUUAAAUCUAAAAUAUCGAUAGAAUCGAACCACCUGAUCUCGAUAAAUUAAUCGAGUGAAAUUCAAAGUGUUUAUUAUCACAUUAUUAUUUAUUAAUUAAUUUAUAAAUUAUUUCUAUUUAAACUUUGGUAUUUAAAAAAUAAUUAAUUAACUUAAUCAAAAUUUAAUUGUUAUUGUAUAUUUUAAUAGAAAAGAAUUUUUAAAAAUUAGGUUAGGUUAGUUUUUUUUUUUUUUUUUUUUUUUUUUAAGUAUUUUAAAAUAAAAUUUAUUCAUGGAAGGAUUUCUGCCAGUUAUAACGUCACCCAAACCAUCUCCACAGAAAAAUUUAACCGGGAACCCACGAAUCAUCAAGGACUUAGCUGCUGAUAUUCAUAGAGAUAUUCAAACAUGGAAUGGAAUUCACUUGCACGGAUUGUCAAUUAUAAAAUCAAUAACAGCAAUUAAAACUGAUGACUCAUUUUCAGAAGAGAUACUAGAGCUUUGCGAUCAGUUAGAAAAGGAUAUUGAACUAUUGGAUGGAGUUGUCGUAAGACUAAAUCGUGCGUUAUCUCAAAUAAAAACAGUAUCACUAAUCCAUAACAGUAAUGAUAAAUUAUUCAAAACAUGGUCAACUAAAAAAUUCGAGAAAGCAGUCGAACAAAUUUACGAAGCCUAUAGAGAAGAAGCUGGAUUUAAAAGAUCAAUAUUAGAAAAUGUCGCUCAUGGUUACACUGAUUCCUGGAAAAUGUUACAUCUAGCGGCUUGGGUCCAUCAGCCAAUGUUACCUCAUAAUUUGAAUACUACACUAGAAUCUUUACUCAUUGAAACAGGCCACAGAUAAUAAUUAAGAUAAUAAUUUCCCAAGUAGCACAGAAACAAUUUUAAGAUGUCUUCUAAAAGGACAAGACAAAUUUUUUUUUAUAUCAAAGCCAAGUUUUUUAUGUAAACAAUACAUAUAGAUAUUGGUCUUAACGAUGAGGCAGUCAUGAGUUGUCCUACCUACGGCAAAGAGACUUUUUUUUAAGGUGUCUCUCCCCACUACUACUAGCUUAUUUUUUAAUAUUUUUUCAUAAAAAUUUAGCAAAAUAUUCUUGGAAUGGUGCUUAAUUAUGUCACAAAUUUUAAGAAUUUUAAUAAAGAAGAUAUUUUUUCGGUGACGAAAAUUUCUGAUGGCUGUCAAAAUUUUGUUGUCUUUUCGAUGGUUAAAAACCAGCCUAGAACUUCUAUUUUAUUGAUGCCACAAAGCCGUGUGCUAUUUAGGUAUGACCAAGUAUUUAAAAUUACAUAAAUAAAAAUAAAUAUAUAAUUAAAACGUACUUUUUUUAUUUAAUCAUAUUGACAGUUUAAAUUAUAAUUAUAACACCUGUAAGUUAGAUUUUAUGGAAUUGACAUUUUACAUCUUUAAGCAUAUUUUAUACAUAAAUGUUUUAUAUUUUUUUAUUAAACAUUGAGCGUUUGUAGUUUUUUUAAAAAUUAUAGAUUAUGAAAAUAUUUACAAAUGACUUAUUGUUUAAACCAUGAUAGAUUACAUGGAUGGAAUAUUUUCUUAGUAUGAAAAUAUGUCUACAUUUAUUUAACUUUUUUUUUCAAAUCAUAAACCGAGGCCUACCAAAUUUUUAAAUAAUAAUAACUACAAAAUCUCACUUUUCUGAUAUUAAUUCAAUAAUUUAUGCAGAUACUUUUUAUUUUUACCAUAAGUAUCAAUUAUUAUUUUAAGUAUUUCAAACCAAUGUAAUUUUCAUUCCCAAAUAAAAUAAAAAAUAACCAGAACUUUUUUUUAUAAAUAUUUUAUCUUAACAAUUCGGAAAAAUAUAUUCAUAUUUUUAUUUUAACAACUAUCCUAUUUAUUAUAAAGUAUAAAGUAUAUAAAUAAAUAUAUACACAGAAAAUAAGUUAUUGUCCAAAAUGAAGUUCUUCAAACUCCGAAUUCAGAUUUCGUUUAAACUCAAUAAUAAUUUAAUUUGAGAUCUAAAUAUAAAAAAAACAAAAUAAGAACGAAGAAUUAAAUUAUGAAUUUUUAAAUUUAAUAAUUUGUCACAUAUAUCAGCUAAGGACUAGCUCAAUAAAAAUCUACAGAAUUAGCAUUAGCUCCAAGUUCUUAGACUUAAAUCUUCAUGAUCCUGAAGUUAACAGACAGCUAGCAAUGUUCAGAUUUUUUUUUUCAACAAGCCAACGACGAAAAAAAAAAAACUGAAAAUAUGCACAUUUAGAAAAUUAAAAAAACUAUAUGUGCAAUUUUUUUUUCUGUAAUUUGACGUUUUUUAAAACAUCCAAAAAUUAUUAUACAUCUACUAACUUCAGUAUUAUAAAGUAGCAGACAAUUAACAAUUUUUGGAUUUUUUUUUUUUUUCAAAGUCAAUUACAAAAAUAAAAAAAAAUGCACAUGUAGAAAAUUAAAAAAACUAUAUGUGCAAUUUUAUUAAAUAUUUUUUUUUUGUAAUUUGACAUUUUUAGAAAAAUUUAUAAAUUAUAAGACGUCGGUUAGCUUAUGAUACUGAAGUUAGCUGACGUUUAAUAAUUUUUUGAAUUGAUUUAAAAUGAUAAAUUAUAAAAAAAAAUAUUUUAAAAAAUUGCACUUGUAGUUUUUUAAAUUUUCUACAUAUGCAUUUUUU
Microplitis demolitor is the source of this 2620-nucleotide messenger RNA. RefSeq names its product cyclin-dependent kinase 2-interacting protein. The transcript is spliced from 6 exons. Bases 301 to 849 code for a protein of 182 amino acids. The record is from RefSeq and is a predicted model, not a curated record. NCBI's taxonomy places the organism in Eukaryota, Metazoa, Arthropoda, Insecta, Hymenoptera, Braconidae.